AUGGCUAUCUCAGACAGCAUCCAGACACUGUCUGCUGCAUUUUCAUUUGGUAUACUAUUUCAAACCGCAGUCUCUUCAUUUGUUAUUUAUCUUAGCGGUCAUGGCUCAACUAUAUUCCAAGACCGUCGGAGGCUGGUCCUCAUAACGUUCAUUCUAUCCUCUGCUCUGUGGGCGCAGAUUGGAUUUCUUAAUUUCUUGAUACCCUCCAGGAGCUCGAAUAUAUGUCAAGGGACUAUUGCAACAUCGACUUUCUUCGACCAAGCCGCACGAACGCUGAGCGGAUCCUUUCUCCUCUGGACUGUUGCGCAUGUGUCCAAGUCGUCUACCGAGAAAUAUGGCCUCGGGUCUCUAAUCGGGGCGAGGGCGGUUAGUGGUAUUGUGUUUGUUGUGUUUACAAGACCACAAUAUGCACCAUUGUGCGUGCCACGUUCUGAGGCGUUGCCAGUAUCGACUCUCGUCAUCGGUCUAGAUGCCAUCAUACUCGGCCUCGUGGCGAUACGACUCUUCACCUUGGGGUUCUGGGGCAGCAGCAACGGAAUACAGUCGACAUCGAACAAGGAACAGGGCAAAGCUCUCGCCCUCUUCACAGCUGGAUUUGCUAUUUGGACUGGAACGAGCGUGACUCUGCACCUUGGGCUUUCCUCCAUCAUACUAUUGCUACGCACUGCCAUUCCUGCCACCGGCCUUGGUAUUCUCCUGACUAUCGCAGCGAUAUGGUCCGAAGCAUUGCUAUCGCCGCGCGAAGCCGAAGUUGGGACUACAGAAUCACAGUCCCCGUUCAUCGCCCCGCCACGCCCCCGAUUCAACGAGACCAGCACUGGCGAUGGCCCCCCAAGGUCUGGUACUAGAAUGGCCACCAAUGGACGACUGUUCGUUGUGAACCCAUGGAGCACUCCCGGUGAUUCGCCACAGCUACAAAGUUAUCGGGAUGGGCCACAGUCAAAUUUCGGGAAUAUUAUGGUCAAUAAUCGAUCUGUCGAUAUUGCUACCGGAGUCUUGUCAGCAGACUCCCCCACCGAACGAGGCUCGCUUGGGACUUCCACCAGUAUUAUGGGCGGUGUGACUACUACCAUAUCAGCCCCACUUCCUCUCAUUCCGUCAAUUCAAGGAUCGAGGCCUAUUUGGGACGGCGAGGACCCGGAUGCGAAACAGAAGCGAUCUUUCUUCAGCCGCUCCAAACAGUCUGCGCAAUCUGGCCCGAGGAAACUUGCAAUCUCUCAGCCUAUAUUGAUUAACACGGAUGAACCUUCCGGCUCACCCUUAAGAAUGCAGACCGUGGAUCUUGCUACGGCAGCAGCUAACGAACGAGCUCGGCGUGAAGAAGCGGUCACUCGACGGAUGCUCGUGGCCACUCGCCCCGCCCCUGCACCACCGACUGGUGUAGAUCCUUCCGAAGCCUUGAAGAGGAGCAUCAGUACCGUCCGCAAGAAGCCCUUUGGAAACUGUCAAGACUUGAAAUACCAGACCUCUCAAAGCUCCGUGAGCUCGAAUGGAAGUUCUAGUUCUUCAAGCCUGUCUCCCGGCGUUAAAGAUGUACGGAAGAGAUCCCCACGCCAGCUGAAUGGGUUUGACAUAGACGAGAAGAGGCAAUACUACAAGCCUGCCAUUACCAACACCUUGCCAUCGAAUCCAAAGAUGAAGGACUUCCAACCCGCGCCUGAAAAGCGACAAACGAUCAUGUUCAUGAAAGACAUCGUCUACGAUGAUCCAGGACUGGUUGACUCGAUCAUCAACGAGGUGCCGAAUUUUUCAAGGAAACCUAAAGCUCCCAUGAACAGAUCGAAAUCCGUCGGGCUCGCCGCAAAACCUUCAAUCUUGCAUCGGGCAAGCCCAUACAAGAAGACAAGAGGCUCGGAGGGCGUAUUCUUUUCAAGUGAGCCUUCGUCGAACCAUAGACGCAACAGAUCUAGCUCAUCGGUCUUGCGAGCUCCCCGUAUUGGAAACCCCACUUCGCUGCCACCGCUACCAGCGCCGCCUGCAGAUCUUGCUCAGAUGCGUGGACUGUUGAAGGAUCACAUUCACAACAUGACAAAUGACGAAAAGGUUUCGAUGCUCUUUCCGAUGCCUCCAGUUGGUACUUUUAAAUCGCAACGUCGAUCAUCUGUUCCGUCGCUACCCAGCAGCGUGUCUAUGUUGUCUAUGUCUACCGCCGAUGGGCCUGAAGUAAUAAGCAAAGACGAAUUCGCCAGCCAUAGAUCGUCAAGAAGAUCAACUAUCAUUUCCAUAUUACCUGUCGAAACAAAGGGCAACCUUUCCCCGAAAAAGCAUACAUGGCAACUCAUACAACGAGAUACAUACAGGAGCACCUUCAACGCUACUGUUCCUGACGUAGGCAAUGAUGUACAAAUCAGAAAGUCUAAUAUUCCGUUUAAGAAAAUGUACUCCUCGUUUACAGAAACGACUGAUAGCUCCGACGACGGCCAUGUGGCCAGAGAUGCCGACUGGUUGCAUGAGCCAUUACUUGCUCUCCCCAAGAGAUACACCACUCAACGUGAUUCGUCCUUGAGCACCGCAGAUUCGCUCCUUCAAGACCACAAAUUCAUGUCGAUAAUGGUGGGAUAUGACCCUACCGAAGCCCCUACAACCAGGGCUCGCCCGACCUCAUUCCUCCACGACUCAUCGCAGACUUUCGGAACCGAAGGCUUCAAGACUCCCACCGUCAAAACUCCCACCACCGACACUUGGCACACACGUAUCGGCGACGAAAUCCCAGCGUUUUCGACUAGACAGAACCACUCCCGCUCUAAAUCAGUGCCACCUACCCCUCUUAUUCUACGAACAUCAAAGAAUAAGCCCUCGCUUGCCCAGAAGCCACUACGAGCUGUGGUGAUAGAUACGCCUAACCGGGCCUUGCAACAAAUCCAGGCCCAGUUGAAGGAGCUCGAGGAGCCUGAUAUGCUACCUUUUAUCCGCGAUAAGUCGUCUAUCCUUGGCGACGCUACCCAGGACCAGCGAGACGACCUUCUUGCUGAGAUGGAAAAGGAGUUUGGCGAGCAGGAGAACAGAUGGCAGCAACUUCAUGAGACCAUUGAUCGUGGCUCUAAGAGCUCCGAGGUUUUCACUCCCUGGACUACGAGGCGCAACUCCGUUGCUUCUAUAACUUCGGUCAAUACCGCUUCUAUCAAAGAAGCGAGAAAGGCUUGGGUGAGGAGUAUUGUGGAGGCCGCCCAGAAUAUUGUUACUGUCACCAGCUCGCGAAAUGGUGAGAUUGCAAAGCGAGGGUUGUGGAAAGACAAGUUGGAGGAGGCUCAGAAGGCAUAUGCUAAUAAUGCGCCGUCAUUCUCAAAUUCGCUCUCAACAGCAAAGGUUGUCACCGCUAAGCAAGCUUCCAUUAGAGCAGUAGUUGCUGGAGGCCGUGCUGUGGUUGCAAUCCCAUGCCCGAAACGCACAGGUAGACCUCAUCUCUGGAAGCCUUGCCCUCUAAAGGCCGUAGAGGUAGUUGGCCUCAUGUGGACUCUUUCUCAGCAGCCUACCCAGGUUCGCCCAUCCUCGCCCGUGCCUGCCGCCUUAUGUGUCAGACCAGCACAACGACGAACCAUCGAACCUCUCUAUCUCGAAAGCUUGUAUAUGUGGCACAUGCCAACUCCUACCCGUGUCCGUCCGACGCCUGCACUCUGGCGCUCUAAGAACACACGACCGGCAAGUAUCGUAACCCGCCCAAAGACCAAAAAGCCCAUCGGGAAGUCCAGAGCAAUGACAUUUUUACCUGAUAUUGUCGAAAGCCCUAGCCCACUACCACACAAAAGGGAUACUUUAGGAAUAUUCCAGUUCCCGUGGGGGGAAAAGAGCGGCCAGGCGGUGCACCAACCCGCCUUGCCUACUAUAUCUAACCUCCCGCGUCCUAUGAUCCCGAACACACUCGGAUCCAACGACUUUAAUGAGGAGUACUCUUCGUCGUUCUUCGAUGACUACGACGACCAAGAUUACCACUCUGACUCUACCUCGCUCGAUGCCGACACUCUCAGCGAUGAGGCCAGCGACGAUGGAUUCAAUGACUCUACCCUCUGGGAAAUCGCCAAUCUUCUAGAUUCGUCCGAGGUCCCCAGCAGACAUUGCCUGCAGAUUAGAAUUAUUGAAGACUACGACGACUCUGACGGGUAA
Molecule: messenger RNA, 4101 nt
Organism: Pseudogymnoascus destructans
Lineage: Eukaryota; Fungi; Ascomycota; Leotiomycetes; Thelebolales; Thelebolaceae
Exons: 3
Coding region: 1-4101 (1366 amino acids)
Source: RefSeq, a predicted model, not a curated record